UUUCAUUAAAAAGUGUUUAAAAAUUCCCAUUUGAUGCAGUUAAAAAAAUUCAAGUUAAAAGAGAGUAUUUAGAGUAAAAGAGACAUAACCUAGGUUGUCAACCGCAGCAUUUGUUUAACUCCGCAAGUAAACAAAGAUGCAUAAAUACGAAAAACUGGAGAAAAUCGGCGAAGGCACCUACGGAACAGUGUUCAAGGCAAAAAACCGCGAAUCCCAAGAAAUAGUGGCCUUGAAAAGGGUCAGACUGGACGAUGACGAUGAAGGAGUCCCAUCGUCCGCCCUCAGGGAAAUUUGCCUGCUCAAAGAGCUAAAACACAAGAACAUUGUGCGGCUGUACGAUGUGCUGCACAGCGACAAGAAGCUGACUUUGGUGUUCGAACACUGCGACCAAGAUCUGAAGAAAUACUUCGACAGCUUGAAUGGCGACAUCGACUUGGACAUUGUGAAGUCCUUCAUGUACCAGAUUUUAAGGGGGCUGGCGUUCUGCCACUGCCACAACGUGUUGCAUCGCGAUCUCAAGCCCCAAAACCUGCUGAUCAACAAAAACGGCGAACUGAAACUAGCGGACUUUGGCCUGGCCAGGGCUUUUGGUAUACCAGUUAAGUGCUACUCGGCUGAAGUAGUUACAUUGUGGUACCGGCCCCCCGAUGUGCUUUUUGGGGCCAAAUUGUACACAACUUCAAUCGAUAUGUGGUCGGCAGGAUGCAUUUUCGCCGAGCUUGCCAGUGCUGGUCGCCCUCUGUUCCCUGGCUCGGACGUUGAUGACCAAUUGAGGAGGAUUUUUAAGCUACUCGGGUCUCCCACAGAGGAAACCUGGCCUGGUAUGUCUCAGCUGCCAGACUACAAAGCUUUUCCUACAUAUCAACCCAACAUGAGCUUAUCGCAAGUUGUGCCUAAACUGGGCAGCAGAGGCAGGGAUUUGCUUCAAAGACUGUUAAUGUGCAACCCGAGCGGGCGAAUAUCUGCCGAUGAAGCCAUGCAGCAUUCGUAUUUUAGCGAUUUGAAUCCCACAUUGAAGAGUGAUCGUUGAUAAUGGGUGCAUCAUAUUGAGUGAGCAGUUUUUCGAACAAUGUUCAAGAAAUGCUGCAUAAAUAAGUGUGAAGUAAAAAAGACCACAAAGGCGGUUUUGAGCGAGCAUCUGUAUGAGAAGCCGCUAGAAAAACCGGGGGUUUGUUUAAAUUGAAGUUUAAUAAUUCACCGUGAACGUGGAAGAAGCCGAAAAAUUGUAGUGAAAAGAUCCUAGAAACAUCAACACGUGCAAUUUUGCUGGUCUACUUAUCAUUAGCUGUACUUGUAGGAUAUGGAAAAACAUUUUGGGUUUUGGAUCGAUGGCUGUUUUUUGAUCGGAAGUAACGAAUGUGUUGUAAGGCUUAUUUUAAUUAAAAACUAGAUUGCCAACGGGGCCAAAAAUCGCCAGUUGAGUACAUUAGAAUGUAUUUAUCGAUUGUAUACACUUUUGUGUUAUUUUUUUCUAUAGAUUUUGUGAUAUUUACUUUAGGAUUAUAUCUAGUAUAGAAUAUUUUUUAUUCAUGCUUAAGCAAAAUGUGUUUGGUUCGUGUGACAAUAUUUCGUAAUUUAACUGGUAAUUGCUUUCGUCGGAAAAUCCUAGUUUUUAGAAUCCUUUUUAAUUUAUUAGUCGUUUACAAUUAAACAAAUUUACAAUA
Messenger RNA from Dendroctonus ponderosae (mountain pine beetle), 1664 nucleotides. RefSeq names its product cyclin-dependent-like kinase 5 (gene Cdk5). The record is from RefSeq and is a predicted model, not a curated record. Lineage: Eukaryota; Metazoa; Arthropoda; Insecta; Coleoptera; Curculionidae. Gene Ontology annotation, cellular component: cytoplasm; nucleus. Gene Ontology annotation, molecular function: ATP binding; cyclin-dependent protein serine/threonine kinase activity. The transcript is spliced from 3 exons. Gene Ontology annotation, biological process: axonogenesis; protein phosphorylation; neuron apoptotic process. Bases 137 to 1030 code for a protein of 297 amino acids.